Molecule: messenger RNA, 1665 nt
Organism: Spea bombifrons (plains spadefoot toad)
Lineage: Eukaryota; Metazoa; Chordata; Amphibia; Anura; Pelobatidae
Product: vomeronasal type-2 receptor 26-like
Exons: 6
Coding region: 1-1665 (554 amino acids)
Biological process (GO): G protein-coupled receptor signaling pathway
Cellular component (GO): membrane
Molecular function (GO): G protein-coupled receptor activity
Source: RefSeq, a predicted model, not a curated record
AUGAGGGACUACAACUGGCCAUUUACUCAGUACUACAGGCAUCUCUUGGCUUUUAUUUUUGCCAUCGAUGAGAUAAACGGUAAUCCGUAUAUUUUACCCAAUGUGACUCUGGGAUACCAUGCACUCGAUUCCUGCGGAGAUGUGAAUAAAGCCAUAGACAAUGUGUUACAGAUAUUAUCCGGACCCUCUAGGACCGUCCCCAAUUACUCCUGUAGAGGUCACGGCCAACUGGCUGGGGUUAUUGGAGAUCUGUCUUCAAAAACAUCCAUACAAAUCGCCACCAUACUGAGCCUGUACGAUUACCCACAGAACUUUUUAAGAAGACUUAAUUUAAAAUACCCCAGUGGAAAGGAUGUUUUCUUUAACGAGAAUGGAGAAAAUGAGUUUGUCUAUCACAUUAAUAAUUAUGUAGUGUUUUCCAAUAAAACUUACUUAGAACAACAUGUCGGGAUGUUCAAUGUGUCCGCUCCAGAAGGAGAGCAACUUGCCAUCAAUAAAAGCAACAUAACAUGGAAAUACAACUCCAUGGAGCCUAUCUGGGGUGUAUUCGCUAACCCGGGAGAUCCCAGGAACUUAGUCCAGCUGAGCUCAGACUCUUUGGUGGGAAGAUACAACUGCAACUCUCCCAACUUCCAGAUUCCUCGUUCUCGAUGUUCUGAAGAUUGUCCUCCUGGCUACAGGCGAGUUUUGCACAAAGGGAAACACAACUGCUGCUUUGACUGCGUCCCGUGCUCAGAAGGAGAGAUCUCCAACACAACAGAUGGAGAGUCUUGCCAGAAGUGCCCAGAGAACCAGUGGCCAAAUGAGAAGAAGGAUACUUGUGUUCUGAAACCCACUGAAUUUUUAUCCUUCAAAGACAAUUUAAUUGCAUUGGUGUUUAGUACAAUAUCAGUUCUUAUGUCUGUCAUAACCUCCAUUAUCUUGGUUAUAUUUAUUUUGUACCGAGACACCCCCAUUGUCAGAGCUAAUAAUAGAAAUCUCAGUUUCGUCCUCCUGGUGUCCAUCAUGCUGAGCUUCCUCUGUGUGUUUCUGUUCCUUGGUCGUCCUGUGGAUAUAACCUGCAUGCUGCGACAAACUGCUUUUGGGGUCAUCUUCUCAAUAGCCGUGUCUUCUCUGUUGGCCAAGACCAUCAUGGUCUGCAUCGCUUUCAAAGCCACCAAACCCGGCAGCAAGUGGAGAAAAUGUAUUGGAGUCAAAAUACCCAAUUAUGUUGUGUUUAUUUGCUCAUUUAUUCAGGUUGUAAUUAGCAUCUGCUGGUUGUCUAUUUCCCCUCCGUUCCAGGAAAUGAACACUCACUCCUACCCUGGAAAGAUCAUUAUUCAGUGUAAUGAGGGGUCAGAAGUCGCCUUUUACACUUUUCUGGGGUACAUGGGCUUCCUGGCCGCUGUGAGUUUCGUUGUCGCUUUCCUGGCCAGGAAAUUACCGGACAGUUUUAAUGAAACCAAGUACAUCACCUUCAGCAUGCUGAUCUUCUGUAACGUCUGGAUCUCUUUUAUCCCGGCUUAUAUGAGCGUUAUGGGCAAAAACACAGUGAUUGUAGAGAUUUUUGCUAUAUUAGCUUCUAGCACUGGAAUUCUGGGCUCUAUAUUUUUCCCAAAAUGUUUUAUCAUUUUGGUGAAUCCCAGCAUGAACACAAAGAGACGAUUGCUAAAUGUGGGAUUUUAA